Molecule: messenger RNA, 3483 nt
Organism: Closterium sp. Yama58-4
Lineage: Eukaryota; Viridiplantae; Streptophyta; Zygnematophyceae; Desmidiales; Closteriaceae
Source: the annotation of a GenBank genome assembly
AUGACGCGGCACAACCCCGAGGAGGCGAUCCGCGCGUUUGAGGCGAGCGCACAGCUGCAGGCCGCGCCGGACGCGCUGGCGGAGUACGUGCGCGCGCUGGUGGCUGUCGACCGCCUUGAUGGCAGCGCGCUCCUCGCCACACUGCAACGAGGCGCUGCGCGUUCCCCCUCCCCGUUCCCCGCCUCCCCCGCGCCGCUGUCGUCCAUGCGCGCGCCGCUGCCGGGGGCGGUGGGCGCGGUGGCGGUGGAGGGCGCGCUGGGGACGGCGAGCGCGCCGCUGCACAUGGUGGCGAGCGAGGGCGCGCGCGGACACGCGUGGCGCGCGCUCAGGUCGCUGGGCACGGCCGCCCUCGUGCUCGGCGCGCUCUGGGCCAUUGCUCGCGAGCGCGACGUGGGGCGCGGGUUGGGGUUGAACGAGGAGGUGCAGCCGAUGGCGGAGAGUGACACGCGGUUCAGCGAUGUCAAGGGCGUCGAUGAGGCCAAGGCGGAGCUCGAAGAGAUCGUGCACUACCUGCGCGACCCCAAGCGCUUCACACGCCUGGGGGGAAAACUGCCAAAGGGAGUGCUGCUGGUGGGCCCACCAGGAACGGGCAAGACGAUGCUAGCGCGCGCCAUCGCGGGCGAGGCGGGCGUGCCCUUCUUCUACGCCUCAGGCUCUGAGUUCGAGGAGAUGUUUGUCGGCGUCGGCGCGCGCCGCGUGCGCGAGCUCUUCGCCGCGGCCAAGAAAGCCGCGCCCUGCAUCGUGUUUCUCGAUGAGAUCGACGCCAUCGGGGGCAGCCGCAACCCCAAGGACCAGCAGUACAUGAAGAUGACUCUCAACCAGCUGCUCGUGGAGCUGGAUGGCUUUAAGCAGAACCAGGGCGUCAUUGUGGUGGCCGCUACCAACUUCCCGGAGAGCCUAGAUAAGGCGCUCGUGCGCCCGGGGCGGUUUGACCGCCAUGUGGUUGUGCCGAACCCUGAUGUGGAGGGGCGGCGGCAGAUUCUGGAGCAUCAUCUGCGCAAGAUCCCCCGAGCAGAUGACGUGGACGUGUCAGUCAUAGCACGCGGCACGCCAGGCUUCAGCGGGGCGGACCUGGCGAACCUGGUGAACGUGGCGGCUCUGCGGGCAGCCAUGGAGGGGCAGCGUGCGGUGGCGCUAGCGCACCUGGAGCACGCCAAGGACCGCAUCCUCAUGGGCGCCGAGCGCAAGUCCGCCGUCAUCUCCCCUCAGACGCGGCGCCUGACGGCGUACCACGAGGGCGGGCACGCGCUGGUGGCCGUGCACACGGCGGGCGCACACCCCGUGCACAAGGCCACCAUCGUCCCACGGGGCGUGGCGCUCGGCAUGGUGGCGCAACUGCCGGAGACCGACGAGGUGAGCGUGUCGCGCACGCAGAUGCUGGCCCGGCUGGACGUCUGCAUGGGAGGGCGGGUUGCGGAGGAAUUGGUGUUUGGUCCGGGGGAGGUGACUUCUGGUGCGUCGAGUGAUAUUGUCCAGGCGACGAGGCUUGCGAGGGAGAUGGUGACAAAGUAUGGGAUGAGCGAGGCGGUGGGUGUGGUGGCACAUGAUUACGAGGACGACGGGCGGUCUAUGAGCACGGAGACUCGGCUCACCAUUGAGAGGGAGGUGCGGGCGCUGCUGCAGCGCGCGCAUGACAACGCACGGGCCAUCCUGGUGAAGCAUGAAGCAGAGUUGCAUGCACUUGCAGGGGCGCUGUUAGAGAGGGAGACGCUCACAGGCGCACAAGACCGACAGCCGGCCAACGGCAUAUUCGACACUCACACUCGCCGCAACACUUCUGUGCGGCUCUCGGCGAUAGGCACCUCUAGCGUUGCGCACUCCCACUACUCCUCGCGUCCCGGCAGCCGCUCCAACCGGCACCGCAACCGGUCGUCCUCGUCGUUCCUCUCCUCCGCCUUCCCCAUCUCCUUCCCCCGCGCCCGCCGCUCCCCCAGCGGCUAUGCCUCCGCGGACUCGUCGUGGCGCGGGGACGGCUGGCCGGCGGCGGACGGCACGGCGCGCAGCGACCACGUGGGGACGAUCACGGGGAAGCGGUACAGUGCGGUGAAGCUGGAACAGCUGUACGAGCUGGGCGGGUUCAUUGGGCGCGGGCAGAGCGGCGUGAUCAGCGCGUGCACGCACCGCCACACGGGCGAGCGGCUGGCCGUUAAGAGCAUUCUCAAGAAAACCAUCCACUCCGAAGGCACCGCACGCGACGUGCAGCGCGAGGUGCAGGUGCUGGGCAUGUUGCGCGGGCAUGCGCACGUGGUGCGAAUGGAGGGCGUGUUUGAGGACCAGACGGCUGUGCACAUCGUCAUGGAGUUAUGUGAAGGGGGCACGCUCACGCACCACAUCGCACAACAGGGCGAGUACAGCGAGCGCGCAGCAGCGGCGAUAAUGCGGGUGGUGUUGGAGGUGGUGAGGGCGUGUCACGCACAGGGCAUCGUGCACCGGGAUGUCAAGCUCGGCAACUUCCUGCUGAGCGACCAGUCAGACCACGCCACACUCAAAGCCAUUGACUUUGGCUCCGCCGCAUUCUGCCACCCAGGCGAGGAGCUAGAGGCGAUGGCGGGCAGUCCCAUGUACAUGGCACCGGAGGUGCUGGGGGAGCGAUACUCACAUCCCUGUGACGUGUGGAGCGCUGGCAUCAUGCUGCACACACUGCUCGCCGGCACGCCGCCCUUCCAAGGAGACUCAGUGCUGGCGAUAUUUGAGGCCAUCCGCACGGCACCAUUGGACCUGUCGUCACACCCCUGGCCGCUCAUCUCCCCGGGCGCCAAGGCGCUGCUCUCGCGCAUGCUCCACCGCGACCCCUCCGCCCGCCCCACUGCCGAGCAGCUGCUGGGGGACCCAUGGAUCCGGGGGCAGGAGGCGGAGGAGCGGCCGUUGCAGAGCAUCAUGCUGCCGCGCAUGAAGCGCCUCAGCGCCAUGUCCAAACUGCGCCACCUCGCCCUUCUGGUGACGACGCGGCACAUGGGGGAGGAGCAGGAGAGGGAGCUGAGGGCGGUGUUCUGUGCGGUGGGCGCGGACCAGGGGGGCGCGCUCAGCCUCCAGGACCUCACUGCUGCGCUGCGCAGCGUGGGGGCGGCUCUCAGCGACGAUGACAUCCGCCGCAUCUUUGCCUUCGUGGACGUGGACGGCAGUGGCAGUAUAGAGUACGCGGAGUUCGUCGCAGCCACCACUGUGCUGCACCGCGACCGCCAUGCCGCCGCAAUCAAACACGCCUUCCAGGAGAUGGAUGCGGAUGGGUCGGGAGCGGUGAGCGUCGAGGAGUUUGCGGCGGUGUGCUGCCGGCUGGGCAUGGGAGAUCUGGAGGAGAUGCGCGAGAUAAUUGCAACUGCCACGGCCGCUGAAUAUGGCAACGAGGCGGGGUCGCUCCAAGCAGAGGGCAGCGGGGCGGCGGGCGAGAAGCAGAUAGACUACAAGGACUUCCUGGCACUGGUCACGGGGUCAGGGCAGGAGGACCACCGCGUCGAGUCCUGGCUCGCUGCCGCGCUGCUCUGA